CGUGUAUAAACUAAUUGUUCUUCCGAAUCUGAAGCCGUUGGUGCGUCGGAUGAAUGGCGACUCCGUCGAAUUUCUACAAGAAUCCCUCAUAUGCGUACAACAAGAAAUUAAACCUAAAUUCCGUCCUUCAAAAUCUCAACUCUUACAAUAUUGUCACCGGCAAUACUCCUUCGGAAGAGCCACUCACCACUCCGCAAAGAAAGCGACGGCGUGAGCCGAGGCCGCUGCCGCCGCCGCCUCAGUCAGUUGUCGUUAAAGAAUAUGAUGGCCCCAUGUCCCACCAGGAGUACAUUGAAAAACGGAGGGACGAAGCUAAUGCAUCCCAACCAUACCAACAGUUAACUGCUGAUGUGCUGGAAAAUUCAAGCUCAGCUUUAAAGUUAGUGGGUUACGAGAGCGAUGAAAGUAGUUCUUCUGAUUGUAAAGAGGACCGAGGUACUUCAAAUGUUUCGCAAGAGCCCUCCAAUCCUAGCAGUGAAAUGCAGUACUUUCCAGUUUCUGCUAGCACAGAGGAAGCUGAUCAUAUCAAGACACAAUAUGAACAGAGGUAUCCUGCUCCAGGAGAACCUGUAUGCGUUAUAUGUGGAAAUUAUGGGGAGUACAUAUGCAAUGAGACUGAUGACGAUAUAUGCAGCAUGGAGUGCAAAGCUCAACUUCUUCAGAGGAUUAAGUUCCAAAAGGGCCCCCAAGGUGAGCAACUCCAAGUUGUGCCAUUAUCUACACGUCGAUGUACAUUGGAGGUGCCUGAAUCUGGAGGGGACACAUGGGAUUAUGAUAGGCAUCGCUGGUCAAAGAAGAUAUCUGGGCUUUGCACUUAUGAAUGUUGGAAGUGCAAGAAGCCUGGGCAUCUUCCAGAAGACUGCUUGAUGUUGACAUCUAGUGAAUCCUGUCGAGCAGGCGAGGUUGCUAUGGUACAAAACAGAUCCAAUACAGUAUCCAGAGAUCUUCUUGAUUUGUACAGAAGAUGCCACCAAAUUGGGAAGAAUUUCUUGAACGCAAGGUGUAACACAUGUCGUGGAUCAACCACUUUGGCUGCUUGUCUAGGCUGUAAGAAUAACUUUUGUGAUUGUGCAGGUCAUCUGGCUGAACACAUCACAGAAAAUCCAAUACAUCAACAAUUUUAUUCGUAUAAACUUAACCGUCUGGUUAAAUGUUGUAAGUCAACUUGCCGGGUGACUAGUAUCAAGGAUCUCUUAGCUUGUCAUUAUUGUUUUGAUAAAGCUUUUGACAAGUUCUAUGAUAUGUACUCCGCAACGUGGAAACCUGCUGGACUAUCAAUCAUUGUGAACUCUAUCUGCUGUGAAGAUCACUUUGAGUGGCAUCGGAUGAACUGUUUGAACGCAAAUGUUGAAGAUAACGCCUAUAUUUUAAAGAAUAAAAACGUCAGGGACAAGAAAGGUGCGCAGCUGAGUGAUUUUAUCUUUUGAAGGUGGAAGUCAGUGGAUUUUUGAAUGUAUGGAGAAGAUGAAGGUCCAGUUAUUGUACUGUCUCUUGUAGAGGAUGAGGAAGGGUGACAAUUGAUUAUCAAUCAUGUGUAAUGCACCUUGAGCCUGAGGGAUCGACCGGCCUGUGAUCCAAUGCUCGUCUAUUGUUUAUCAAUAGCAUGUAAAGUGUUUAUACUGCUAAAGUAUAAGGAACUGACCUUAUUACUUUUAUUCUCGAUAAUUAUUCGUAGAUGCAAGAUUUUGAGACAAAUAAACUCUAUGCCUUUCGAUUGCAAUUUGCAGGAAUUAUGUAUUCUAAGACAGUUAAACA
Molecule: messenger RNA, 1755 nt
Organism: Salvia hispanica
Lineage: Eukaryota; Viridiplantae; Streptophyta; Magnoliopsida; Lamiales; Lamiaceae
Molecular function (GO): nucleic acid binding; zinc ion binding
Source: RefSeq, a predicted model, not a curated record